Molecule: messenger RNA, 750 nt
Organism: Colletotrichum costaricense
Lineage: Eukaryota; Fungi; Ascomycota; Sordariomycetes; Glomerellales; Glomerellaceae
Exons: 1
Coding region: 1-750 (249 amino acids)
Source: RefSeq, a predicted model, not a curated record
AUGCGUACUUCCCUCUUCCUCGUCGGCAUCUAUGCCACCCUCUCCGUCAUCGCCACCCCAAUCACCCCUCCCCCAACCGACCUCAACGCCGCCAAACCAGAGCCCCUCGCCCAAGACCUCGAGGGCCUCGACGUCGACAGCGAUGCGUCCUCUAUGGCAGAUCCGAAGCCAGCGACCGGGUGGCCAGGCUACCCAAGACCGAUAAACAAGGACAACCCAGCCCCCAACAAGGACCCCCGACCGUACACCAAGAACCAGUACAAGCAGUCUCAGGAAUAUAAACCCAAGUUCGAUUUCCCGCAGCCUCGGCCCAAGCCGGACAACCCGUUCAAGAACCCCAAAUGGAGGAUCCCGCCCAACAACCCCAACACCUUCAAGGACAGGAACCCAUUCAGGUCGUGGCCGCACAGGGAUCCGUUCAAGAUGCCCAAGAAGAACCCGUUCAAGCUGCCGGAGAAGAAGCCCGAGCCCAAGCCCGAGCCGGAGGUGAAUAUCGAGCCGAUGCCGAAGCAGCCAGAGCAAAAGGACGCAAAGCCCGAGCGGUACCCGACUCUCGAAGAGAUGAUACAGAAGAAUGCAGAGCCGGCGCGGUACCCGACUCACGAAGAGUGGACCGAGCAGAGCAGGGAAAUGGCGAUCGCGAAACAGUAUGAUCCGUGGCACGGAAAUGAUAAGAGCCCGGAUGCGGCACCGGAGAAUGAACCGACUUAUGAGCCGCAUGAGCAGGAUGCCCGAAGGGUUGGGAAUUAG